UUUUCAGCGCUGGCAAUUGAUCGCCGCGCAGAUUUCAACAAAUUUCUUUUUUUCGAAUUUCAAGUUUGUCCGCAGAUGUUCGUCCGCAAAUGUUGUCCGCAAAUUUUGUCGCCUUUUAAAAAUGUGUCAAAAAUGCAACAGCUACAAAAGGUCAACACCGGAUUCUCAACAGCAACACUAUUUUUCUUGCCUGUUUCGAUUGUGCUCGUCUGCUCAUUGGUUGUGGGAGUAAAUUGCUGCAAAAAGAAGAAACGGAGGCGUCGUCAUGCUCGUCGGGCAAACAAAAACAACACCAACAACAGCAACAACGAUCGAAUGAUAAAAGGAUCUAAAACGAGAGCCUUCUUUCAGAGAUUGAAUCCGCUGGAGGAAACCAACGAGACUGACCUUGGAAGCUUAGACGAUGUUGAUCUUAGUAAAGAAGUUCCUGCACCCAAAAGCUUUAGACUGGAUCUAAAAUCGAAAAGAAUCAAGGAUGAGAAUAUUAAAAUAGAGCAUUCUCAGCCAACAAUUUCUCAACAAACAGGGACAUUUCGCUAA
Molecule: messenger RNA, 540 nt
Organism: Meloidogyne enterolobii
Lineage: Eukaryota; Metazoa; Nematoda; Chromadorea; Rhabditida; Meloidogynidae
Source: the annotation of a GenBank genome assembly